GAUAUGGAAGGAGAACAUUUCCUUGAAGGACCUUCAAAAUAAAGGCGUUUGCCUUUUGAAGCUGCAGAUAGGAAGUCAGUCCACAGGCCUGUAUGGUCGCACAGUUGUUGUCUUAGAACCAAGGAAGCAUCUUGGUUUUUUAUCUCUUCCGAGCAACAGCUUCGGACCAGGUGAUAUUGUUGGCUUGUAUGACUCGUCUGAAUGCUCUGCGACGUCACAGAUAUGCACAGGGAUAGUAACAAGGGUCAGCCAAACAUCUGUAAGUGUGGCCUUUGAUGACUUGAAGGAUGGCAUCGGUUCUGACAGAGAUGCUCUUUACAACCUGUUAAAGUUAGCCAAUGAUGUCACCUACAAACRAAUGAAACGUGCUUUAAAUACAUUAAAUGGAUACAGCAAUGGACCAGCUGGAAAUUUGAUCAAUGUUCUCUUUGGAGACACACAGCCUUCUUCUCACUCACAGCAGAAUGAGGUUGAAUUCUUUAACUCAGGCUUGGAUGAUUCACAAAGGGAGGCUGUCACCUUUGCUCUGUCUCAGAGGGAACUGGCUGUGAUUCAUGGACCUCCAGGCACUGGUAAAACAACCACUGUAGUUGAGAUCAUCCUGCAGGCAGUAAAACAAGGCCAAAAGGUUCUCUGCUGUGCCCCAUCAAAUGUUGCAGUGGAUAAUUUAGUGGAAAGGUUAGCCUGCUGCAAGGCUAAAGUCCUGAGACUGGGUCACCCUGCUCGACUCCUGGAGUCCAUCCAGAAACACUCUCUGGAUGCUGUGCUCGCUCAGAGCGACAAUGCAAACAUCAUUGCUGACAUACGUCAAGAUAUCGACAAAGCAUUUAUGGGGAUGAGGAAGAUGUCAGUCAAAGGGGAAAGAGUAAACUAUAAACGUGAAAUAGGGGAGCUGAGAAAAGAGCUAAAAACCAGGGAGGCAACAGCCAUCACCCAAAUCCUGAAGAGUGCUGACGUUGUGCUGUCAACCAACACCGGAGCCUGUGAUGACGGUCCUCUGAAGUUCCUGCCGGCGGAGCAUUUUGAUUGGGUGGUGAUUGAUGAGUGUGCUCAAGCCCUGGAGAGCAGCUGCUGGAUCGCCUUGCUCCGAGCGCGCAAGUGCGUCCUGGCUGGAGACCACAAGCAGCUACCACCGACCAUCAAAUCACAAACGGCUGCAUCAAAAGGCUUAUCUCUGAGCCUCAUGGAACGACUGAUCCAGAUGUACGGAGACUCGGUGGUCCGUAUGCUAACAGUUCAGUACCGCAUGAACAGUGCCAUCAUGGAGUGGGCUUCCAAAAACAUGUACAGUGGACGACUAACUGCUCACAGCUCAGUGGAGAGACAUUUAUUGAAAGAUCUACCUGGAGUCACUUGUGUGGAAGAAACCUGUACUCCCCUCCUUCUGAUUGAUACAGCAGGGUGUGGUCUGACUGAAAUGGAGGUCACAGAGGAGCAGUCCAAAGGAAACCAAGGUGAGGUUGACAUUGUUGAGCUGCACAUAAAAACCUUGACUGAAGCUGGAGUGAAAGCUAAAGAUAUCGCUGUUAUCGCACCAUAUAAUCUACAAGUGGAUCUUCUGCGUCAGAAACUUUCCUCACGACAUCCAGAGCUGGAGAUAAAGUCAGUGGAUGGAUUUCAGGGCAGAGAGAAAGAAGCUGUUGUGUUGUCUUUAGUUCGCUCCAACAGAAAAGGGGAAGUUGGAUUUCUGGCAGAGGACAGGAGGAUAAAUGUUGCCGUCACUCGUGCACGACGCCACGUUGCUGUAGUGUGCGACACACAAACUGUUCAGAAUCAUGCCUUCCUCAGAUCCCUCAUCACUCACAUGACUGAAUUCGGUGAAGUCAGGACGGCAUUUGAAUACCUUCCAGACAUCGUGCCACAAAAUUACAGCAGAGACCAGAAAGACACAAAGAGCACAUCUGCUGCUACAAAACAGAAGGUCAAAGAUCARCCUUCAAGUAAAGUGAAACAGAAAAGGCCUGCAGGUGUCAGCACGGUGGAACACACUGCGGGUUCACAGAAUCACACGAAGUCCUGCUCAUCAUCAGCACCGAAAGAACAACAGCAGAGCAGCAGCAGGUACGCUGAAAUCAGACAGCAGGUGGAGAACUUUCUAAAGGACUUGAACCAGAACGAUUUACAGUUUCCGUCAUCAUUCAACUCCCACGACCGGCUGCUGGUCCAUCAGAUCUCUGAGGAGCUGGGUCUUGUUCAUGAGAGCAGAGGUGAGGGCAGCGACAGGUAUGUCACUGUCUCCAGGCCAGGGACCACAAAACCAACUGAGGAGCCAACACAAGAAGAAACCCGACCAGAAGAAAYCCAAACAGAAGAAACGGUCUCCGGUCUGCAGAGUGAACCAUCACAUCGGCCUUCAUUAGACCUGAAAAGUUUACACCUGGAAAGAAUGAAGCGAGAGCAGCAGAGAAGAGAAGAAACGGCUCAACAAAGAAAGCAACAGAAAAAUGAUCCCCCAGCUCCGAGCCAGCCGAUGAAGAAGAGUAAAGGAAAGAACAAAACGAAGGCCGGCGCCUGUGACAUCGCUGCCGCCGCCGCUCCGGAGGACGACUUCGACACUCUCAUCAGUGCUGUCAUGAAGGCCGACAGCAUUUGUAGUUUUGUCAAGUGUAAAGCGUCCGUGUUAACACUCGGACAGCUUUGCAUUUUCUGCAACAGGCAGUAUUGUCUCAGUCAUCAUAUACCAGAGGUUCAUGGCUGUGGAGAUAAGGCCAAGUCCCAUGCUCGGCAGAGAAUAAGCAAAGAAGGUGUUCUUUACGCUGGGAGUGGAAAGAAAGACAAAUCGUUGGACCCCAGUAAGAAAGCACAUCUGCAAAGAAAACUGGACUCUAAACUGAAAGAUAUGGCAACACAAAGAAAACCAAAGAACAAAGAGAGUUAAUGUCACUAAAUAAACACUAAUUUAACUAAUAAUAAAACUACUCCUAAUGUC
This is a messenger RNA of Austrofundulus limnaeus, 2929 nucleotides long. RefSeq names its product immunoglobulin mu DNA binding protein 2 (gene ighmbp2). The record is from RefSeq and is a predicted model, not a curated record. Gene Ontology annotation, cellular component: nucleus; cytoplasm. Lineage: Eukaryota; Metazoa; Chordata; Actinopteri; Cyprinodontiformes; Rivulidae. Gene Ontology annotation, molecular function: 5'-3' DNA helicase activity; zinc ion binding; ATP binding.